CAUUUCUAAGAACUGUUGUGUCGGGUUAGAGAUUGUUUUAAGUUUAGGCCUAUGUGUUAUGAUAUAAAUGGUUAAGUUUACUGUAGUAGGGGAAAGAGAUGUUUAAGUUGAGAUGUUUGUUGUUGAGUUAUUAGGUUAGAUACGGUUACGUUUAGGUGCUAGGACAGAGAUGUUAAAGUUUAGGUAUUACAUUAGAGAUGGUUACGUUUUGUUAAAAGGUUAGUGAUGGUUCAUUUAGGUAUUAGGUCCGAGAUGGUUACGUUUAAGCUUUUGGUCAGGGAAAUGUUGAGACCUAUACAUGCGGUCCUAUGAAUGCGGUCCUGACACUGCGGUCCUGAGACUGCAGCCUGCUCUAUUGUAGCAACUACUCAGACAGAGCCUGGGAUGGGAGCGGAUCAGUCUUCAUAAACCUAACGGUGCUGUCGGUGGAGACGCUGCGCGAAAACGCUACGUCGCUUUAACUCAGAAAACAUUUCCUUUAUAGACCAAGCCUCAAUGUGUGGGCCUAGUGGGCCUUGGGCAGCCCAGUAGACCAAGAAGACCCUGCUACUCCCCCCACUACCCACAGGCCUGGAGGCAGAGACAGAGACAGCCAUGAGUACAGGCAAGCCCAGUGGACUGAAACCCCCUACCAAGAUAGGACGCCCUGCUGGAGUGCCAGUGAGGACGUCCCCCUCUUCGGGCGCUGUGAAGGCCUUCCCCCCUACCCCUGCUCCGGAGAGACCCCCGGCCCCCGGCGGGGCCACCUCCCCGGGCCACGAUGGAGCCCCCGGGCCGGACUUCCAGCUGGGGGAGAAGGUCUGGGUGAACGGCAACAAGGCCGGCUGCGUGCGGUUCAUCGGAGGCACCCAGUUCGCCCCGGGCCAGUGGGCCGGGAUCGUGCUGGAGGAGAGCAUCGGGAAGAACGACGGCUCGGUGGCCGGGGUCCGCUACUUCACGUGCGAGGACGGCCAGGGGAUCUUCACGCGGCCGUCCAAGCUGUCCCACACCCCGCUGCCGCAGAAGGAGAAAGAGGAGGCGGUGGUGAACGGAGGGAAGGUUGAUGCCAGCCCGGCCCAAGGUGCCAGCCCAGCACAGGGUGAAUCCAAGGGGGAGGCAGAGGCCACGCCCACCAGCCCCGCGACUGCUGCCCCCUCGACUGCUGCCCCCGCGACUGCUGCCCCCGCUGCCCAGGGCUCGGGCAUCAGGACGAUGGGAAGUUUAGAUAUAGCACUCCCGACCAGCGGGUCCAUGACCAACCUCUCCGAGACGGACUCAGUCAAGAAGGGCCAGAGGGAGCUGAGGCUCGGAGACCGAGUCCUGGUGGGGGGCACCAAGGCGGGGGUGGUGCGGUUCCUGGGUGAGACGGACUUCGCCAAGGGGGACUGGUGCGGUGUGGAGCUGGACGAACCACUGGGGAAGAACGACGGGGCGGUGGCCGGAGCCAGAUACUUCCAGUGCAUGCCGAGGUACGGGCUGUUCGCGCCCGUCCACAAGGUGACCCGCAUCGGGUUCCCCUCCACCACGCCCACCAAGGCCAAGAGUGGGCACAGGAGGUCCAUGCUCAGACACAGCCCCAGCGCCUCCUCCAUCAGCUCCCUCAGCUCCGUCACCACCUCCUCCGUCGGCGGGAAGCCCAGCCGGACCGGCCUGUUGACGGAGACGUCGGCCCGCUACGCCCGUAAGAUCUCGGGCACCACGGCCCUGCAGGAGGCGCUGAAGGAGAAGCAGCAGCACAUCGAGCAGCUGCUGGCCGAGCGCGACGAGGAGCGCUUCGAGGUCGCCAAGGCAACCAGCCAGGCGGGGGAGGUGCAGCAGGAGCUGACCUCGCUGAGGAAGGGCCAGGACCAGUAUGCCAUGGAUACGGAGGCGAAGCUGGACCAGCUGCGGAUCCUGGUGGAGGCCGCAGACAAGGAGAAGGUGGAGCUGCUCAACCAGCUGGAGGAGGAGAAGAGGAAAGUGGAGGAUCUGCAGUUCUCUGUAGAAGAGGCCUGCAUAACAAGAGGGGACCUGGAGGCGCAGAGCAAACUGGAGCAUGCCCACAUAAAGGAGCUGGAGCAGAGUCUGCUCUUUGAAAAGACCAAGGCUGAGAGGCUACAGAGAGACUUAGAGGACAAUAGGGUUGCCACGGUUUCAGAGCGGUCCAGGAUCAUGGAGCUGGAGCGGGAGUUGGCCGACCUCCAGCUGAGGCUGCGGGCCUCCAAGCAGACAGAGGGCGCCACUGCGUCACUCACACAGCAGCAGAUCAGCAGCCUCAAGACCCACGCCCAGACCCAGGAGAAGAAGACAGAGGGCGCAACUGCGUCACUCACGCAGCAGCAGAUCAGCAGCCUCAAGACCCACGCCCAGACCCAGGAGAAGAAGAUUAGUGAGCUGAGUGUGGAUCUGGAGAGCAGAUGCAAGGAGCUUCAGUCUCUAGAGCAAGAUAAAGUCUCCUUAGAAGAUCAACUUAAUAACCUGAAACACCAGCUGGAGUCGGUCGAGGAUGAGAGCAAGAGAGCCGGCAAGAGGGUCCAAGAGCUGGAUAACACAAUAGAACAGGCCAGCGCUGACAGCCAAUCAGAUAAGGAGAAGAGCCAGCGGAGGGAACAGGACCUCCAGCAACAGAUGAUGCAGGUUAAGGAGGAGUCAGAAAAGAUGUCCCAAACUCUGGAGAAACUGGAGCAGGACAAGAAGGAACUGGAGUCCCAGCUGGAGGCUCUGACCCAGCAGAACUCCCAGUACCAGGAGGAGCUCAGCCUCUCCAGGGAGCAGCUCUGUAGAGAAAUUGAGGAACUGAAGCUGGCCUCACAGAACACUCAGCCACACGAGGACUCCAACAGUCAACCAUCAGACAUGAAAGACAGAGAAAGCAUGUUGAACCAGGAAACCUCGAGGGGAAGCGACCUCAUGUCCUCCGAUAAGGACCGGGAGCUGGAGAGCCUGAGGAACGAGAUUGCGGUGUUGCGAGCGGAGAAGGCCGUGGCGAAGACCUUGCGGUCGGCGGUGGAGACGCUGGAGAGAGACAAGGCCCAGCUCAUGGGCCGCGUGCAGAGCCUGGAGCAAAGGCUCAUGGGAAGGCAGAACUCCGAGGGAGACAGUGUCAAGGACAUUGAACUCACAGGAGACUCCGCCAUGGACCAGAUGAGGGAGGAGAAGGAGUUUGCUGAGGGACAGAUCAACUUCCUGAACAGCGUGAUCGUGGACCUGCAGCGCAAGAACGAGGAGCUGAAGGUCAAGCUGAAGAAGAUGGCGCUGGCCGAGUUCAACGGCAACGACGCCCCCGACGGGCUGGACGGGGGUUUGUCCAAGCGGGAGACCAAGCCCCCUCCCAGGCUCUUCUGCGACAUCUGCGACUGCUUCGACCUCCACGACACGGAGGACUGCCCCACGCAGGCCCAGAGCCCCGACGCCGUCCCGCACACCGCCUACCACGGCAACCCCGCCGUGGAGCGGCCCUACUGCGACAUCUGCGAGGUCUUCGGCCACGCCACCGCCGCCUGCAACGACGACCAGACCUUCUAGAACCCCUCCCGGAACCCUUCCACGGACACUCCAGAACCUUCAAGAGCUUUCGAAGAAACCUUUCGAGAAAACAUUCCCUGCAACCUCCCCGUCUCCCUCCUGCUAGCUUUUGUAACCGGAGGUGUUAAGCUGGUGUCCUUAAGUCCAUGUAACCCAGUAGGAUUGUAGUUUUUAACAACUCCCCCCCCCACCCCCCUUCUACAAGUCUAACUCGUGCAACGCUAGAUCCUGCACAACCAAAAAGAUUUUCCAUAUUUAUUUUUUAUACUGUAUUUAAUGUAUAUUACCUAGUGUCCAGAGUACCAGGGAUAAGAUGCACUCCACUGGUUCUUCUGGACCGAAUGCAACGCAGAACACUUUUCCAAAUAUGCUGCUUCUGGUGCAAUAAUCGAUAUCCGAAUAUGUUGUCGUGCUGCGCGUUUCUAAUGUGUUUUCUAUUUUAAUUUUUUCUUGAUUUAUUUUUUAGAUUCAAGAAGAGUGACCGCUUUUGUCUGAUUGCGAUUGGGAAUCGUUUAUGCGCGGAAAAAACUAAAAAGCAAAGAGGAAUGAUAAGCACAAAAAGUAAAACAUUCCAGUUAAAUAGCGGUAAAACAGCAGGUAACAAAAUUAACUGCCAUGUUCUGUUUUGUACUUUUCUUGUUAACGUAUAACAAUAACCUGUAUUUCGUGGAUUAUUGACCUGUGUACAAACAAGUAACUUAAAACAGCUUUACACCGUGCAGUGUCUGACGCUCUAUUAACCAUUUCCUCUCAUUUCAUUCGAGACAACUAUAGUUGUAUUAUACCAGCAUAGGCCUUUCAAAAGUUGCUUUGUUUCUCUUUUGUUUUAUUUAUUCAAUUUUAGUAUUUUUUCAUUUGUCGUUCAGACAUGUAUAGAUAUAUAAACUAACUAAUACUACUUCUUGUGUCACUGUAGUGACAAUAGGAUCUUAGCACAAAUACACUGCAUGUCCUAGACAAUUCUCAAACUAGAAGUCUCUGCUCACCUAGUAUUGCACACUCCACUUUAAAGAUUUCAAUUUACAAAUUCUACACCCUAUUUUUCUUCCCUCAUGAGUUCCUUGUAUAGAUCAAAUCUAGAAUAGUUCAGAGAUGCCAUCCAUGUUUAUGUUGCCUGUGGACUGAAAAAACAACAACUUUUUUGAGUAAAGUUUUGGAGUUAGGUGUACAGAAAUUCCACGUUAAAAUCACAAAUAUAGAUCAUAUUGAAUCUUACAUUAACAAUGUAACAUUAGCUUUGUGACUCUUUCACACACAUGGUUGUCAGAUUCAAUCUUUUCCUCUGCUAAAUGCCAUCGGCACAAAUAUAUUUAUGUUAACUGUGUUUUUCUGCCCAGUAUUGUGUUUGAACUCUUGUAAUAGUAUUAACUUAAACACGUGUACUUUCUGUCAGUAACGGUUGUUUUCUAUGUAGAACACUUUGAGAAAUGGUCCAUCAAUUGAUUCUUGCCACUGUUAAGUGUCCCGAAUCCUUUUCGAUAUUUGGAUGUUUAUCGAAUUCUAACUGUUUUAUAUGUAUAACUGCAUAUAAAUAUCGUCAAUCAUAAUGUGUUGUCAUAUGUUAUAUUACAAACAAAUCCUCCUUCACCAUUUGUUCUCUCUGCCUUACUACUACUAAUGCAGAGUUGGCAAAAGGUUGGUCCUAAUCUACCUGGAAAGGCCUUGACAGAGCCAACAUCUUAACCUAUUUCUCACCCCUACCGAAUACUAAAAAUAUCUAUAUUACAUAUUAACAAUUGAAACAAUACAUUUCAUAUAAAAACCCUAUACUUUCUGUAUAUUAUGUGCAUAACAUAACCUAUAUGAAAGAUGCUGUAUUCAAAAUGCAUGGUAGGAAUAUAUAAAUGGAUUACAAAAUAAUCCAGCUGUCCAUUAGAUAAUUGAAAAUGUACACCAUGGAAACGUUUUGUGACUUUUAUUAAGAAAACAAAUCCAUGAUAAAAACCAACUACUGAUGGAAUAAAUAAGUCAAACCAAACUAUAAAUCUGUACAAGAUCUAAAGUAAAACAUGGUCCCAUUAACAACAUACAAGGUUUCAUAUCUCACAGAUCUUUUUGUUGUUUGUUUUUGUUUCUACACACGCACACCCACACACACGCACAAUUGUCAGCAAACUAGAAGCAAUCGGCUCGAUCAGGUGAAAGCUACAACAGAAGUACGAUUUCUUGUUUAACUGAGUAAAUAAUGCUGUGUUAAUGUCAAUACAUAGCAUUUUAAGUUCCAGCGCUGCACAACUGGGAAUGAGGUAUAUGCUAAUCCAUCUUCUAAACUGAGAACUUUUUUUAUUGUACGUAUCUUAUUUCUCCAUCCAUGAGACUUAUAUCAUCUGCUCAAGUUAUUUAAAGUCAGUUUUACUGUUGAUUUAGGCGAUGACGUCGAUUAUUCACACAUUGGAAGUGUUCAACUAAAUCACGAAGAAAAAAAAUAUGGUUUGAGGUUAUACAUUUUGAGGUCAAAGGCCUGAAUCCUUACGGGGUAGUUUCAAGUAAAUUUCACACUGAUGUCGAUGACGAAUGAAAAGGAUAAACAAAUGGACGAUGCCAGGAAUAUGAAUGGAUUCAGCCGCUAAGACA
This is a messenger RNA of Gadus chalcogrammus (walleye pollock), 6057 nucleotides long. It is a transcript of the gene clip1b, whose product is annotated as CAP-GLY domain containing linker protein 1b. Gene Ontology annotation, biological process: cytoplasmic microtubule organization; positive regulation of microtubule polymerization. The coding region runs from base 595 to 3483 and encodes 962 amino acids. Gene Ontology annotation, molecular function: microtubule plus-end binding. The record is from RefSeq and is a predicted model, not a curated record. Lineage: Eukaryota; Metazoa; Chordata; Actinopteri; Gadiformes; Gadidae. The transcript has 25 exons. Gene Ontology annotation, cellular component: nucleus; microtubule plus-end; cytoplasm.